AAAAUGUCUGUACAACAAAUUAAAUGUGACAUGCACUAACUACAACUGACUCCAGCGACCCGUCUCGGGUCUCCUAAACGGAAGUGAGCUCACACGAGUCAGAGAGCUACGGCAGCCCUUGCAUUUCAAUCGGGGCGGCUGUAGCACGGAAUGGGAAAUGAGUGGAAGGGUUUGAUUUGAGGUUGGGGCUAGAGAGGGGGUUCUGUCUGCGCUCUGAGGGUCGGGCCCUUUGUAUAGCUGCAAAAUCCUGGGGAAUGCUGUCCAUGGAAAGUAGUCAAGAUGUCCAAGACAGACAGCAAAGAGAAAAAGUCUUUUGGCAAGAAACUCUUCAGGAGGGGUUCUGUGAGGUCGGUGGGCAGUUUUAUGAGCAGGGUUCUCAAAACUCUGUCCACCUUAUCCCAUUUUGGCACUGAGGAACAUGCAACGGACGAUGAAAAAGAUGACGGCGGUUUCAAAAGCUUUAGGUCUACGGGAGGACGAUCCUCUGCCCGGUCUGACCUGAGUGGAGCACCUGAAACGUUCCUGUCAUGCUUUGGGGAUAGAGUUCCUGGGGUAGCAGGAUUGAAGAACCAUGGCAACACCUGCUUCAUGAAUGCCAUCUUGCAAUGCCUUAGCAAUACUGAGUUGCUUGCGGAGUAUUUAGCGUUGGAGCAGUUUAAAGACAGUGAUGAUGAUCAGAUGAAAUCCAAUGGAGUUUUUAUCCCGAAGACCCCUCAGCAAGAAAAGGGGGAGGUCACUGAACAGCUGGCUAACUUGGUCCGGGCAUUAUGGACCUUGGAGUAUACACCACAACAUAGCAGAGAGUUUAAGAAUAGUGUUGCAAAAAAUGCUUUACAGUACCGUGGCAGUUCACAGCAAGAUGCCCAGGAGUUUUUGUUGUGGCUCCUAGACAGAGUGCAUGAAGACUUAAACCUGCAUAGGCCUCUGCUAAGGCCUCCAGUAGAAGAAGACUUAACAUCAGAAGGGCCAGCCUUUCCAAUAUGUACUAGUUUUGUUCAAGAGCUGUUUCAAGCUCAGUAUAGGUCUUCUCUAACAUGUCCUCACUGCAAGAAACAGAGCAACACAUUUGAUCCCUUCCUUUGCAUAUCUCUGCCGAUUCCACUUCCUCACACCAGGCCUUUGUAUGUCACUGUGGUGUAUGAAGGCAAAUGCUCCAGCUGCAUGAGAUUCGGUGUCAGCGUGCCGCUGGCUGGAACAGUAGCCAGGCUUCGAGAAGCUGUCUGUUUGGAAACCAAAAUCCCUACUAGUCAGAUCGUGCUAACAGAAAUGUAUUAUGAUGGUUUCCAUCGUUCUUUCUGUGACAGUGAUGACCUAGACAUGAUACAUGAAAGUGAUUCCAUUUUUGCAUUUGAAACUCCAGAAAUAUUUAGACCUGAAGGAAUUCUCACUCAGAGAGGACGUCAUGCAAACCUGAACCAGAAUAACCUGAAGUAUGGUGCUGAACACUACCUCACCUCAAAUGGACAAGGAGCUGGGAAGUUUGAGUUGUUAUCUAGCAGGACAAUGGCAAGUGACAAGAUUGUGUUGCUAGUCUGCAACAGAGCCUAUAGCGGUCAACAAGGGAGAAGGUUUGGCCACCCUCUUGUGUUGUAUUUGGAAAAAACAGUAACUUGGGAUAUACUGCAGAGAGAAAUUCUGGAAAAGAUGAAAUAUUUUUUAAAGCCUGGAGUAUACAUUCAGGUUGCACCAUUUAGUCUUCGAGUAGUUGGUGUUGUUGGUAUCACUUACCUGUUACCCCAAGUGGAGCAGCCCCUGUGCCAUCCUACUGUAGAAAGAGCAUUAAAGUCUUGUGGUCAAGGUGGACCACCACAUGUGAAGAUAAUUGUUGAAUGGGACAGAGAAACAAAAGAGUACUUGUUUGGAAGUAUUGAGGAAGAGUAUAUUCCAGACUCUGAGAGUGUACGGCAGCUGAAAGAGCUUCACAGUCAGCCUCAGAGUUGCACACUGGCACAGUGUUUCCAUCUCUACACCAAAGAGGAACAGCUUGCUCCAGGUGAUGCAUGGCGGUGCCCCCACUGUAAACAGCUGCAGCAAGGGAGCAUUAAACUCAGUUUAUGGACAUUACCUGAUGUUCUGAUCCUUCACCUGAAAAGAUUCCGACAGGUAAAUGAUCGUAGAAUAAAACUGCAGAAUUUAGUAAAAUUCCCCUUAACGGGUCUGGACAUGACUCCUCAUGUUGUCAAGCGUAGUCAAAGCAGCUGGAGUCUGCCUUCUCAUUGGUCACCAUGGAGGCGUCCCUAUGGAAUGGGUAGGGACCCCGAGGAUUAUCUGUAUGAUCUGUAUGCCGUGUGUAAUCACCAUGGCACAAUGCAAGGAGGACAUUAUACUGCUUUCUGUAAGAAUUCUGUAAAUGGUCAGUGGUACUGUUUUGACGACAGUGAUGUACAACCAGUGAGUGACGAAGAGGUCUGCAGAGAAAUGGCCUAUAUCCUGUUUUACCAGAGAAGAAGUGCUAUUCCAUCCUGGUCAGCUAACAGUUCAGCAGCAGGCUCUACAAGUUCAUCGCUUUGUGAACACUGGAUAAACCGACUUCCUGGCAGUAAACCUCCUAGCAUAGCUUCAGCUGCUUCCUCCCGACGGACUUCUCUUGCUUCUCUCUCAGAGUCAGUGGAGUGUUUUGGAGAGCGGAGUGAAGAUGAUGGUGGUUUUUCAACUCGCCCAUUUGUAAGAAGCGUUCAGCGCCAGAGUUUAUCAGGCAGAUCCUCGACUGCCAGUCCCUUGACAGUAAGUGAGAAUGGAGUUAAACUGUCAUGGUCAUUAACUGCAAAACUGCAAAGGCAUUCAAGUUCACCAUCAAAUGUUUCUUUGGAAUCCCCAGUUCAUGCUUCUGUUUCAGCUUUAGGAAAAAUUGGUGAGCUUUGUGAUGAUAAAACUUCUACAUCAUGCUUUCGUAGUUUAAAGACCCAAGUUUCUGGUUAUAUUGAACAUGCUGACAUCUCUAAACAUGAGUCCAGAUCUGCAGGCAGAGCUCCUCUAGCUGUGAUGGAGGGAGCAUUUAGAGAUGAAAACAGUCCUAAUAGAUUAAGUUUAUCUCUUGAUGAGAAAUUCACUAAAGGUACAGCACAAUCAGACAGAAACGAUUCUUUAGAUAACAACAACCAAGCAAGCUCAGUUGAUCAGAUUGAUUUUAUUGACAUGUCUGCAACAAAAGAUGCACCAGUGCAGAAAGUUGAUAACACAGAAAAUAAAAUUUCUUGUUCUAAGUUAAGUUGUGAAGAAGAAAAGACUUCAUCUAGAAAAGUCCAUAAUAUUUUGCCUGUUCAGCAGUCAUCUGCUUCAGAAACAUCUUCCACUCCACAGCGAAAGAGCUCUCAGAAGAUUUUCAAUUCCAAAGAGAAAACUGAGUUAUCAAAAGUUAAUAGUCAGCGUCCUUCUCCUGCAAAUGCACAGUUGAAGAAAGAGGCUUUCAGAAACCAUAUUGGUGUUUCAUCAAUUGCUAGUCAAAACAAACAGAAGGUAGCAUCUACAUCACAGCCAUCUUCAUCUUCAGUAACAAGAAAUGGUUGUAGUACUGCUCUACAGAGUUCUGUCUCUUCAGCUGGAAAGAGCAAAAUAUCAGAUAGGAGUUUGAGCAAACAGACAUCUAAACUAAAUUCUCCUGAAAGUCAGGAGAUCGCAAAAAACCUGACUCCUACUAGGACAUGUAGGGUAAAACCAGGUGAUAGUAAGAGAGUGGAAAACAGACAAGUAAGAAGUUCAAGCAGUAGUUCAUCAAUGACUAGUCUGAGGUCCCCAAGUAUAACUGCUAAACCAGAAAUGAAGCGGGACAGCAAGGCAGAGGACAAAGGGCUGUCAUUUUUCAAGUCAGCACUUCGUCAGAAGGAGACUCGAAGAUCAGCUGAUCUUGGAAAAUCCAACAUCCUUUCCAAAAAAUCUUCAGAACCAUCUGCAAAAUCAAUUACAAAGAAUGUGAUAGAGGAUGGGUCAAAGAAAGCUACUCCAAAAUCCUGCCCUGAACAGUCAAGCACAAGCAAGAUAAAAGAAAAGCAGCCUGUGAAGAAUGGUACACCUGUUAAACAGCCCUUGCUACCUACAAAUAAAUCAAAAUCUUCACAUACGGAAAUGGAGAUAAAGUCCCCUGUAAAUGGAAAAACUCCACUUGAGAAGUCUGCAGCAUCAAAAAAGCUUUCUUCUAGCAUGCACACAACUGCUCGUACUACUCAGAAGUUCAAGUGAAAUGUUGCAAACUAUUUUUUCAGCAGUGGACAUGAUUUUUUUUCUUUGUUAUUAAUGUGCCUAUUAUUUCUUUUUGUGAAGAUAUAUUGUUAAACUGCUAAAAGCGCCUUUUUAUUCUGUCAUCAAACCAAAUACUUGUGUAGGCAAAACUGUGGUAAGAGGUAGCUGCAAAAUGCAGCAAAAUCCACGAGUUGAAGAGAGAAAGAUUCUCCAUAGCACUUUGUAGGUAAUCUUUUACAUUAAACCAUCAUACUUUUAAUGAACUGCUUAAAAAUGCUGUUAUAUUAGCACGCUUUAAUACAAAGCAAAGCUAUAUGUCUGAUUGGCACAAAAUCAGUUUGCAAUAACUUAUGAAUAAUGAGUCUCUGUACAAAUUCAAGUAUUCCAGUUAUGUGCUGGAAGCAUACCUUUGCUUUUUGUUUUUUUUUCUCUAAGGGCAACAUCUUAACAGUGGUGCUUUUCUUUGCAAGAGGGGGCAAUGCAGGUACAUGGCAGACUGUUCAGCUUGGGAUUUUUUUUCUUUUUAUUAGGGUAGAUGAUGCGUACAUAUGUGGUGCUCUAAAUUCAUGGCUUCCCAUCUUCUUUAUAGCAUCAUUGUUCUUUUUUUCAGCUGGUUUGUGUGUUGUUCAGCAGACUUAGGCUACUUGUAGUAUUGAAUUCUUCAUUUUUAGCUUUGUUGUGGUUGUUAAGCAUUAGAACAGUACAUUUUAGCUUUCUUCAUCUGUGUUUCAAUUAAUAGUGAAUGCUGAAAAAGAAUGAGAACACUGUAUAAUGGUCCCUUCUUCAUGUUAGUAGGAAUGUACGGCAGAGCUAAACCAGAAGACAACAGCGGAACCUGGUUUUGGUGCAGUUUGAAAAUGUUUUUGUCUUAUUGACAUGAUAGUUUCUCAUAGGUGCUGCAGUUGUAUGCAUGGUGGAUUCUUCAGUUGUCAGUGAUUUAUGUCAGGAAUUGCAAAUAAGAGAAAGGCGUAAUAUCUGCUUCCAAAGCUCAUAAUGUAUUAUUUAUGGAAAGAGAAUUUAAAGUUAUUGUCAUCCCUGUUGCUAGUGCUGUUUCCCCUGGGUGUCUGUAAUUAGUUAGAGCUUCACAGCUGGUAGGAAACAUGAUGAUCAGUCAUUGGAAAAGUUAUUAAAACAUGUUCACCAUGCCAGUAUGUUGAAACCCUUUUCCAGGAAAUCCAGCCUAGCACAAGGUAUUAUAUUUUCAGUUAGGAGGAUAAUUGGGGUAUCAUCAGGGGAUGGACUUGUGGUAACUGGCUACCCUCUCUCUGGAAGUUUAUGCUACAGAUUUGGUAAAUCUUGUUUUGCUGAACGGCUUUCAGGUGUCUGUAGCAGAACUGAUUAUACUAUUGACUUCAAGGGUCAUUUCACUUCUGUAGCUGGUAUACAUGUGGAAGGGCUGUCUUCUGAAGUAUGAGGCCAUAGAAAUAAGUAAAUAAAAGCCUUUGGCUGAUUAACCCAGUUUAGAUUUUAAGCUAGUUUAGUUGUGCGUGAGUAGAUUACAGGCUCACAAACAGGAUAUGCACAGAAUUACUAUGGGUACAAUAUUUGUAGCAUAAUGCUGGAUAUUAAUAUGCACUAAACCACCACCUUCAAAUCCUGUAUGACUUCUAAUAUAGAGUCUCUGUGGCUAACAUCCUUCUACUGUAAAACCUGCACUGUUAUGGAAGAACUGGAAAGUGUAACACUGCCCACACACAAGUCCAGAUAAAAAUAAUCAGCCUGCUUCUACAUUUGUGUAACAUAUGUUAAGGACUGCUUCGGACUCUGUUGCUGUACUGACAAAGCACUAAGUAUGGUUGUACACAAAUGUUUUAGGUAAUUAUGAAAAGGGCAUGAGUGAUGAGGUCAGGUAGAUGACAGCUGAAUUGUUACUGGCAUUGUCAACUAAACUGCUACAGACCAGGUGUAUAUCACAAAUAGGAUAUGAAGGCUUAAAAUGUAGAAAUCGAGUGAUUUGCAGGUAGGGUUUUUAAAGCCGUACUCCCUCAGUAUGUGUGAACUGUAUUUGCAAUUCAUGCCCAUUUUGUUCUAUUUAAAGUCAUGCUGACAGCCAGUUGAAUACUUUACUGCAGCAACUUAGUUGCCAGCUUUUUCACAUCAUCAUCAUCAUAACCUCCCAAAUUAUCUAUUCAAGAAUUAGGCAAUUAUUUUAUGUAAUGUGUUGAAUAAGCCCUAUAUAAUGUACAUCCUAUUAGAUGGGCAGCUACAUGACCAGAUAGUGUAAUGUAAUUUUUAUGCUCAUGUUGCCACACACCAACAUUCUUAUAUCUUCAGUAACAUGGCACAUAACUGUAUUUCCAGUGAAAAGCAUUAUUUCCACAUCCUGAAUUCAUGUCCUUUCUUACUGUCAGCUUUCCUGUAGACUGUGUAAAUGCUCCUGGGGACAACUAAUGACAAUGUCAUACAGCAUCCUCUCAUGAGGGGUGGUACUAGGUCUUUUUGCUGUAUGAUCAUCUUUCAGAAGCUCCCUGCAUCCAUUGUUUUACCAUUGUAGACCUGCAUUGUCUUAGGUUGACACUGUACCAAAUACCUCUGGGACUGUCACAGCUUACAAUUACAGAAGUUUGCUGCAUUACUGGACAUAGGUUUUAGUUGUGAAAUACAGCAGACACACUAGUUACCACUGUAUUACCACAAGACAGUAGUAGUUUGUGAUGUUUUAUUCUGGUGGACACUAACCAGUUAUUGCCACAUAAGAUAUUGCCCUUUACUUUGGAAAUAUGACUAUUAGACAUAGUUGCAUUUCAAUGUCUACUGCCUGUCUGUGUAAAUGAAGUAUAAAGUAAGCAAUUGCAAUACUGAGACAUAACAUAAAUGUACAGUAAUGUUGCUGGCAUAAUCAGAUUUUAGUAACCUGAGUUCAAACUUGGCUUAAAUGUUUUUUAAGAAGUGGUAUCAAGAAACUUUCAUAAAAUACAUACUGGUUGAUAAACACCAGUUUUUUAGCUGUGAAUAUGCUUAUUCUUAACUGUUAAGACAUUUAAAUUAGAAAACUGUAAGAAAUGUUGGUCUUAUAAAUUUUAACAGUGUUUUAUAUUGAAAAAUACAUAACAUCAGUUAAAAUUGUAGAAAAUGCACUAAAUACACUUAAUCUGAUCUUGCCAUUGUUUUGCUUUUCCCAUUCCCUGUCAUUAGCAUGUACCAAUGCCUUUUGGGAAUGAACGUAAUAUUGCAUGGCUGCAUAAUUAAUGCUAUCCGAUGCAUGCACUUAAUAACUAUGCAAGCACCUACUGCAGCUUACACUGGCUGCAUUAAGUAAUAAUGCUGAGAUGUAGGCCAUAAAGUAUAUUUUUGCUAUAUAGAGAUUUUUGUUUUCAAGUGUAAGUAUCAGAAAAAAGAACAUGGAUUUAAUCUGUUACUGCCUUGUUUACACAAUUUUUCUUUUGCUGACACUUAAACCAAGUCUUAAGUGUAGAUGAUUGGAUGAGAAGUUGCUAAUUGAAGAGUCAGUCAUUCUUUCAUUAAGGAGCUAAUGUUAUAGUUUUUCAUUAUCAGAUGUUUCGAAGGGGAAUGUGCUUUUUUGUUUUAGGUUCAGUGGGGUUGCUACCAUUUAAUGCAGUCUGUGUUAAAAGUUAUUUUACUCAACAUUGUUAAUUCCCGGAAACUUAUUGAUGCAUUUGUACCUUUUGUAGUAUGUUAUUACACAGCAUCUUAUAGUCCUUGCCUUAUGUAAUGACCUACAACUAAUUGUAUGUAAAAUGGUUAAAAAAUUUUAAUUGUGUAGUAUUUGGCCUGGUCAGAAAAAUCUGGCAGGCAUUUAGGAAUAACUAAAAAUGUAAUCUGUCUUACUCAUGGGCAUGUACAUGAAUUGUCAGAUUUGACCCAGAGAUGGUUUUUGUGCCAGAUUCACAGUUAGUUUCUUGUUAUUCAUGAUACCUCAGCUUUAGAUUGCUGUCUAUGAUUUCCAGGAAGAUACAAUAUGCUUCUCCUUUAUUAUACCAAGAUAAAAACAGCAAUGGCACAUGGCAAAGCAGGACUUUAUAAUUCUGCUGGUUACUUAUCAGGUAACCCAUAGCUACCUUUGCACCAUGAUUCUAUUAGCAGAGGGGAGGUAUUUCAAUUCAGAACUGGCACAGUGGCAAAGUAAGCCACAUGCAAAAUGUAAAAACACAUCCAAGCAUUAGUGCAUUGACUCUGAGACUGUCUCAGCAAAAUAGAUUCAAGCAUAGAUCUGGAUUGCUGACUUUCAGUCAAGCAGAAGUUCAGAAUCUUAGUGUCUGGGAAGGAUGCUGUUUUUUUGUGGAUUUAAUGUGGUUGUUUUCAGCUUUGGACUGAUGCCUUGUAGAUCUUUGGAGAAUGGCUCAGAACUGGCAUCAUCAGUGGAUGUCACUCCUUCUUGUUUCAAGCCCCUCUGAUUUAUAGGCUUUUGUUUCUAGUUGCCAUCCAUUUUGGCUUUGGUGAACAGUAUUGGAUCUGGGGAUAAUUCAGUUCAGACGCAGGGAGUAUGCUUUCGUGAAAACUCUGAAGACACGAAACAGUGGAUUCUAAAUGAGAUAUCUCAGGGUCUAAAAUACUGGUAACACAAGCAGUAAUGCUAGACUGUAAAAUACUAAUUGGAAACUGAACGGCUUGAUGUAAAGGUCUAGCAUUCUGGGUAAUGAUGUUCUAGCCUAGCUGAGCAAAAAUUGAACACUGAGGCAGUGUAAGUUAGAAACUAACAAGCUUUUGAUAGAAUUGUCAUUUACCCUGAAAAUCAUGCCAGUAACUUUGUAGAAGUUUUGGACUAAUAAAAUGUGAACACUUCUGAGACUGAAAUUUCCCCAUCUCCUGCACAUGCCCAUUUUAUACCCUGCGGUUAGAGUGACUUCAAAGUGAAAGUAAAUCAUGGGAUGAUUAUUUCUGCACAUCUGGAUGGAAUUUUUGUGAGUGAGUUUUGUUUUCAUGGUAUCGUUCCUCAAAAUUCUAAAAAGUAUCAAGUACACACUUUUUGUACUUGAUGAAUUUGUAUUCUGUCAAAAGCCUUCUAGCGUUUGCCUUUUGAUAUGUUGCUGUUUGGUAUUUAUAUAUUACAGAAUCUGCUUCUCAUUCAUUCCACAUUCUGAUUUCAUCUGACAUAGAUGUCUUUCUGACUGUGCACAUUCCUUCUUACGUAAGAGUUGAUGAUUUCCUGUAGCUUACUUUGUACAGUAUCAAAAAAAAUGAAUUCUAGUGCUUAGGGUAUUGUGUUUUGAAUGCAAAUAUUCCUAAGUAAAAAUGAAAACACUACUGCCCAUUUCCAUAAGAAAACAGAACUCAAACUGGCAUUUAUCUGGCAUUUUAAUUUACCAAAAUGAACUGUUUAAAUUGGGUUUAAAUUAGUGUGUUUCUACUCAGGUAAAGAAAACACACAUCAUAACAGGGCCUAGCAUUAGCAAUGUUUCUUGUUAAUCAAAAGAAAAUGUUAUCCUUUAAGAUCAUUUCAUUUUUCCUUAUAGGAUCACUUUGGAAGAAACCAUUUUGUGGGUAGGGCUAAAAAAUCAGGUUUUGCUCUUCUUAACCUAGACUUGUUUUUAUUGGUUUAACUGCUAAAUGUGUAAAUGUUUUCUGCUUCAUAUUUAUUUAUGUAUUUAUUUAUUGAUUGAUUUUUAUGAGUUUUUGACUAAAGCAAAAUCAGUGAUUAAGAACUGACAUAUGAACUUUUGAAUUUUCAGUGCAACAGAUUAGCAUGCCUGUAACUCUUAAGGGAUUCCAAAGUUUAUUUCUUUUUUAAGCUGCUAAAAUUGUUUUAAUCUUUGGUGAGAAGAAAGGCCCACAUGCUCUUCCUUGAAAUAUAUUGAAAUAUGUUUUAUA
Messenger RNA from Protopterus annectens (West African lungfish), 9945 nucleotides. RefSeq names its product ubiquitin specific peptidase 31 (gene USP31). Gene Ontology annotation, biological process: protein deubiquitination. Bases 280 to 4176 code for a protein of 1298 amino acids. Lineage: Eukaryota; Metazoa; Chordata; Ceratodontiformes; Protopteridae. Gene Ontology annotation, molecular function: cysteine-type deubiquitinase activity. The transcript is spliced from 16 exons. The record is from RefSeq and is a predicted model, not a curated record.